Pararge aegeria (speckled wood butterfly) is the source of this 692-nucleotide messenger RNA. RefSeq lists its product as uncharacterized. The coding region runs from base 1 to 675 and encodes 224 amino acids. Lineage: Eukaryota; Metazoa; Arthropoda; Insecta; Lepidoptera; Nymphalidae. The record is from RefSeq and is a predicted model, not a curated record. The transcript has a single exon.
AUGUCUGAAAAAUGUUGGUUAAGGACCUGUAUCGGUGACGAAAUGUUGUGUACUUCUUCGCAUAUAAUUGAAAACAAGCAGAUGGAAUCGUUCGAAACCAAUAGUAGUAUUCCACGCGAAGUUUUUAGAAACGAUACAACAGCAGUCGAAGUUGUUGUAAAGCAAAUUAAGAAUAAGAAGAAAAUUGAAAAUCCAAAUCAUAAUGUAGAAGCUUUAGUAGAAAUAAACGACAGACUCUGCGAAGACAUGGCAAAGUUAAAAAGAGAAUUAAAUAAAGCUAACAGAAACUUGGAAGAUAUGAAAAAGUGUUUUAGGCUAGUAACGUUUGAAAUAGUGAAACAAUUAGACGCGGCCAAUCAAAGAGAGUUGAAACAGCAAACACAGUAUUUGCUCCAGCAAUUAGAGAAAGAAAAUUUAAAGACGGUAUUGGAGUCUAAGACAAACUUAGUGAGAAAACUACGAAAGGAAUUGAUUAAUGUAAAGCGUUUUUUUAAGAAAGUGAUCAAAGGCAUAAGACAUGUUGUUCCACUAUCUGAAACAUUCGUGCAAUCGGACCUAGAGUACACAGAAUUUGAAAGUGAUAUGAAAAUGAAGUUACCAAACACACAUAUCGUGAAUAAAAUGUUUGGCAGUCAUGAAGCCUCAUUCGAAACUAUAUUCUCGAACAAGGUUUAAUUAUUAUUAAUAGUUUU